CGGGGGGAAGGUACUGACCGGUACUGACCGGUACUGACCAUUUCUGACGAUAAAAGAGAGCACAACAUUCGAAAAAUGGCGGCCUCACAUACGGGGGUGACUCAGUCGGUGGAUGCAAUGGAUACCUUGGACGAUAGCUUAUUGAGCCUGGAGAAGCUGGAUAGGACAUCCCCCGAAAUGUGGCCUGAACAGAUUCCAGGUGUUUCGGAAUUUGUGUCGUUGCAUUCAUCAGCUGCUUAUGCUUUACAGCAACCCUGGACCAGAGGCUUAGAUCCAGAUGACAUUAACCUCUUACAUCAAUUUGGUAGCCUUACGGCAUCUGGUCUUAUAGCUGAAGUGAAGAAGCUACACGAUGUUGCUUAUCAGCUGGGGUUGGAAGAGGCUAAAGAAAUGACACGAGGAAAAUAUCUCAACAUAUUGACCAGAAGGCGUCGAUAAUUAGAUUGAAUGCUACAUUUUGAAUUACUUUGAACUAAAAAUUAAUUCUUCAUAAACAAAUGAGGGAGAGUCAAUAAAUAGGCCAAAAAUUGUUAUAAAAUGUAAAAAUGUGAUAUUUGAACCUGGAAAAAACGUUUAUUUUUUGACAUAUCCUCCACCAACACUGAUACACUUGUUACAUCACUUUACCAGUGCAUCGAAACAUGCAGCAUAAGAGUCUUAUAACUAUUGUUUCAGCUACUUCCACAUCUCUGUUUCAACCUUGUUAUCAGUGAAAUGUUUUCCCUCCCAUUUUUAACCCCUUUAUGCCACAAGCACUUCCUGCUGUAAAUAAGAAACAUUUCUUUAUGAAUACCCUUUGUAUUGAGUCCUUUUGCCCACAUGAAAUGCACAACAGAACCCUGCUCUUUGGUAGUAUACUCAUCAAGCACGGCCACCCUUUUGACUACUAAAACCAGCCUCUGCACAUGCACAUGUGCGUCAGCUACCUAGACUGUCAUGUGAUACACAUAGGAAGCCUAUUAUGUCCAUUACAGCUGUUUUACUUCCAUGUGUGUCCUGUUUAUCAGCUCUCCCUCGUUAAAUGCCCAAGGCAUUAAUUCUGUAACUAACAAUACUGUAUCACAUUUGAUGCUUUUAAAAUGUAAUCUUAUUGUUAUCAAUAAAAAAGAUGUUAUAUUAU
Cryptotermes secundus is the source of this 1120-nucleotide messenger RNA. RefSeq names its product protein lin-52 homolog (gene lin-52). The record is from RefSeq and is a predicted model, not a curated record. The coding region runs from base 76 to 438 and encodes 120 amino acids. Gene Ontology annotation, cellular component: DRM complex. The transcript is spliced from 4 exons. Lineage: Eukaryota; Metazoa; Arthropoda; Insecta; Blattodea; Kalotermitidae. Gene Ontology annotation, biological process: regulation of DNA-templated transcription.